AUGCGAUGGCUGGGAGUUCUGGCUGGGACGUAUGUGUCCCUUGCGAUGGCCUCUCUGCACAGCAUUCACACCCUCAUCCCCCCCGAGGGGUAUGAGAUGCAUCUGAAAGUACUGCUGCAAAGAAUCCUGUGGACCGCCAAUGUGAAGAGAUGCUUUAGCGUCAUCACGGAUGAUCUGCAUUAUCCCAUCUACGAUCGGGUGUUCUUCGAGUCGGUGGGUCGCCAAGUAAUGCCCUUCUUCGUGAUGCGGGCCAACGCCAGCGAGGAUCUCCAGAGGCCCCCCAAGCAAGUUGAGCUCUUCUUGGGGGCCAUCAAAUCCAGCGAAUGCGAACUUAAUCUGAUCACCAUCCUGAACGGCUGGCAGGUGCAGCGAUUUCUCAGAUACAUCUACGAAAAUAGGUCUUUGAAUUUGCAGAAAAAGUUCAUCUUCCUUCACGAUUCACGACUUUUCGAGAGGGACAUGGUCCACCUAUGGAGCGUUUUUGUCGGCACCAUUUUCCUCAAAAGACAGUUGGACAACAAAUUCAGCAUUUCCACUGUAGCCUUUCCGGGAAUUUUGAGUGGAGUCCUGGUUUUAAAGAACAUCGCCCAAUGGGAAUUGGGAAAAGGCGUCAGUGGAAAGAUUUUAUUUGCGGAAAAGACAAGUGAUUUGUAUGGAGCCACGAUGCCUGUGGCCAUAUCCGAGCACGUGCCCAUGGUCUUGUGGUUAAACACGACCAACAGCUUCCAGGGAGUUGAAGUGGAGAUUAUGAAUGCCCUGGGCAAGGCGUUGAACUUCAAACCCGCUUACUACAAACCCAACCAAAGUGAAAAUGUGGACUGGGAGCUGGAGAACGGCUUUGGAAGUGGCAAUCUCGAUGGAUAUGGACAGAACGAAAGCCGCAUUGAUUCAAUGCUUGUUGAGGAGGUGGCUGCUCACAGUGCGCGCUUUGCCAUUGGGGAUUUGCAUCAGUUCCUGGUGUACCUGCAACUGGUGGAGCUCAGUUCGCCGCACAAUUUCGAGUGCCUGACCUUUCUCACACCCGAAUCCUCGACCGACAACUCCUGGCAGACCUUCAUCCUGCCCUUCAGCGGCGGCAUGUGGGCGGGCGUCCUACUCUCCCUCUUCGUGGUGGGCACUGUGUUCUAUGCCAUUAGUUUUCUGAACGCCAUUAUCAACAGCAAUGUGUCCUCGGGCUUCUUUCGUUGCCUUCGACGGAACCGUGGAGUCCCCAUGGAUCCGCAGAUAUAUCGCCGAGUUAGCUUUCGCAUCGCCAUCAGCCGCUAUCGUCCUUCUAAGGAAUCCCGCAGACCCAGGGAUCUAUUCGACGACUACGCCAACUGCAUCCUGCUGACCUAUAGCAUGCUCCUUUAUGUGGCCUUACCCCGAAUGCCCAGGAACUGGCCUCUGAGGGUCCUGACUGGUUGGUACUGGAUCUACUGCAUCCUCUUGGUUGCCACGUAUAGGGCCAGCUUCACAGCCAUUUUGGCCAACCCGUCCGCAAGGGUUACCAUAGACACCCUGGAGGAUCUGCUGAGCUCCCACAUACCACCCUCUGCUGGCGCUACUGAGAACAGACAGUUUUUCCUGGAUGCCUCCGACGAGACUGCCCGGAAGGUGGGCGAUAAGAUGGAGGUAGUCGCACAGAGCGAUGAUCUGACCGCUCGCAUAGCCAAAGGUCACUGCGCAUACUACGACAACGAGUUUUAUCUCCGCUACCUACGAGUGGCGGACGACUCUGGAUCCGGAGUAGGAUCAGCUCUACAUAUCAUGAAGGAAUGUGUGGUCUACAUGCCCGUAGUUCUGGCAAUGGAGAAGAACUCGGCGCUGAAAGACAGGGUUGACAGCUCCAUUCAACAUCUGGCAGAGGGCGGACUGAUAUCUAAGUGGCUUAGGGACGCCAUAGUGCACCUACCAGCAGAGGCUCUUGCCCAACAAGAGGCUCUCAUGAAUAUUCAGAAGUUCUGGAGUUCCUUUGUAGCCUUGGGUAUUGGCUACGUUAUGUCCGUUCUAACUCUUCUCGCAGAGCGCUGGCAUUUCAAGCACAUUAUCAUGAGACAUCCAAUGUAUGAUGUAUACAACCCAAGCUUGUACUACAAUUUUAAAAGGAUUUAUCCGGAGCAAUAA
Messenger RNA from Drosophila biarmipes, 2106 nucleotides. RefSeq lists its product as uncharacterized. The record is from RefSeq and is a predicted model, not a curated record. Bases 1 to 2106 code for a protein of 701 amino acids. Gene Ontology annotation, cellular component: membrane. NCBI's taxonomy places the organism in Eukaryota, Metazoa, Arthropoda, Insecta, Diptera, Drosophilidae. Gene Ontology annotation, molecular function: ligand-gated monoatomic ion channel activity. The transcript is spliced from 7 exons.